Oncorhynchus gorbuscha (pink salmon) is the source of this 2152-nucleotide messenger RNA. RefSeq lists its product as uncharacterized. The transcript is spliced from 20 exons. NCBI's taxonomy places the organism in Eukaryota, Metazoa, Chordata, Actinopteri, Salmoniformes, Salmonidae. The record is from RefSeq and is a predicted model, not a curated record. The coding region runs from base 1 to 1788 and encodes 595 amino acids.
AUGUCUCUCCUCACCGUGGCCAAGACCAAGAUGCCUAAUAUGGGUUAUGCCCCUGACUUUGUCCAAAUAGCUAUAGCUCCCUUUAUACAUGACAUCCAUAAGAAAGGUAUCCGGGUGGUCAGUAAUGCCGGGGGUGUGAACCCGCUGGCGUGCGCUGCCGCUAUACAGGAAGUAGUCAAGAAAGCGGGACUUGAUCUCAAGGUCGCCGUGGUGACUGGAGAUGACCUCAUGGCUCUGAAAGGCAGUCUGUCUGAGGUGAGAAUGGCUGAUGGGGUGAGCAGGUCUAAGCUGCCUACAACCGUCCACAGUAUGAAUGCCUACCUGGGUGCAGUGCCCAUCCAGAGGUGUCUAGACCUGGGGGCUGACAUUGUAGUCACAGGGAGAUGUGUGGACAGUGCUGUCGCCCUAGGACCUCUUAUGCACUCUUUUGGGUGGAAGCAAAACAACUAUGACCUGUUGGCAGCUGGGAGUCUUGCAGGCCACCUCAUAGAGUGUGGUGCCCAGGCAACAGGCGGCAUAUUCACGGACUGGCACACAGUACCCGACUGGGAUAACAUGGGAUUCCCAGUGGUGGAGUGUUCAGCUGAUGGUUCCUUCAUUCUCUCCAAGCCGCCCAAAACAGGCGGAUUGGUGUCGUUCGGGACGGUUGCCGAGCAACUGGUGUACGAGAUCGGUGACCCGCAGAAAUACCUGCUUCCUGACGCCACCUGUGAUUUCUCUAACGUCAACAUCACUGAAGUAGCAGAAAAAGAUAAGAGGAGAGGCCUGAGUGGAGGGAGGGGCUGUCAAAGUGACCAAAGUGGGGCCAGAGGUUUUGCUCCGUCCAAUGACUACAAGGUGUGUGCCACCUACAUGGAUGGGUACAGGGCUACAGCAGUUUGUCCAGUAGGGGGCCCCAGAGCCACCGAGAAGGCCAGACGCACCGCAGAGAGCAUCAUCAAACGGACGCGUCGGAUGUUCAAGCAGCUGGGUCUGGAGGACUUCACCGCUGUCAACAUUCAGGUAUUGGGGGCCGAAGAUACCUACGGACCACACAGCAAUAACACGACCCCUAGAGAGGUGGUAGUCUGGAUGGCUGUCCGUCAUAAACAGAAGAAAGCUCUGGAGUUCUUUGCCAGGGAGAUAGCACCUGCAGGAACGGGCAUGGCUCCUGGACUCAUGGGCAUAGUUGGAGGACGACCAAGAGUCUCUCCGGUUCUGAAACCUUUCUUCUUCAUGCAUUCAAAGUCUCAGCUGAAGGUGGACGUGCACAUUGGUGGAGAGCACGCCGAGACUCACACUGGGGCGGAGUCAGACUCUGAGGCUCCGCCCCCAGCGGAGGAGAAAGCUGUACCUGUCGCAGAUCUGCCCAGUGGUCCCCACUCCUACAGGCUGGAGGAGUUGGCCUAUACCAGGAGUGGAGACAAGGGAGACUCCAGUAACAUCGGUGUGAUAUCACGUCACCCCCUUUACUUCCCCUACCUGAAGAAACACCUGACGGAAACUGUGGUGGAGGAAUAUUUCCAUCACCUCAUACAGCCAGACACACAUGAUGCUGUCACACGUUAUGAGUUACCAGGGAUUCAUGCUCUCAACUUUGUCCUGCAAAGCUCUCUGGGAGGCGGUGGGGUGGCAUCGAUACGCUGUGACCCUCAGUUCUGUGAUUGGCUGAAAUCUGUCAUCCGGGAUCACAGGAGUGUUCCGCUGACGGCGUUCCUGGGAAUUCUGUCUGUGGUCUAUCUUGGAAUGUCGUCCUACACCGCCAUACCCACCCUCCUCAUCCCCUUCACCCUCUGGAUGGCUGGCUGAUUCUGGGAAUUCAAUAAUGGACUUGGAAUGAUGGAAUUUUAUAAUAUGUAUUGAAGUGUAUGUGCUGUGUUUUAAAUGGCUCCAGAAAUGGGCAGCAAUGACAGCAUUAUGACAGCAUUAUGACAUCACUAUGACAGCAUUAUGAGAGCAUUAUGACAUCACUAUGACAGCAUUAUGACAGCAUUAUGACAACAUUAUGACAACAUUAUGACAACAUUAUGACAGAAUAAUGUUACAUUUUUCAGAACACUUAAAUACAGUUUCUGUACCCAUCUCUAACCAUGAACACUGCACAGAAUGUAUUUUUCACAUCUUAACAACUUUAUACUGUAUUUUUUAUGUAAAUAAAUACCUGUACAUUGUA